Messenger RNA from Neopelma chrysocephalum (saffron-crested tyrant-manakin), 1244 nucleotides. It is a transcript of the gene HAUS2, whose product is annotated as HAUS augmin like complex subunit 2. The coding region runs from base 27 to 854 and encodes 275 amino acids. NCBI's taxonomy places the organism in Eukaryota, Metazoa, Chordata, Aves, Passeriformes, Pipridae. Gene Ontology annotation, biological process: centrosome cycle; spindle assembly; microtubule nucleation. The transcript is spliced from 6 exons. The record is from RefSeq and is a predicted model, not a curated record. Gene Ontology annotation, cellular component: mitotic spindle microtubule; centrosome; HAUS complex.
GUCACCAAUUUCCUGCCACGCCCAACAUGGCGGUCCGCGGGCUCUCAGUGUCGGCGGCGUCCCGCUGGGAGACUGGAAAGCCCGGCGGACCAGAGAGGCGCCGCCGCGCACCCGCAGCCGUGGAGGCCGCCAGGCCCUGCCCCCGCGGGGUGGACGAGCCCAAGCUGGAGCUGAGCUCGUGGCUGGACGUGGGCAGCCAUGAGGAGCGGAGCGGCUCCCGCCCGCUCUGGGAGCCCGGGCAGCCCUCGGCGGCGGCCGCGCUGCUGGAGCGGUGCCUGGCGGCGGGCACCGUGACCCAGGAGACAUUGGAUUUAACUCGCAGAGAAACGCCAUGCUUUGUGAAAUUCUCAGAGAUGGAAAAAAUGGCAAACAUGCAAGCUGAAAUCAAUGAGAUAAAACUGAAAACUGAAAUUAUGCAGUUGGAGAAUGAGACAGCAGACAUUACUCACGUUUUUUACUUAGGGAAAAAAUAUGAGAUUUUGCAAGAUAUGAACAGUCACUUGGAAGCUGUACUGAAAGAGAAGAGGGCUCUCAGAAAGAGGUUGAUAAAACCCAGAUGUCAAGAGAGCCUGCCCAUUGAAGCUACUUUCCACAAGUGUAUAGUAGAGUUGUUGACUGAGGCUGUGACUUUCACUGAGAAGCUUGAAAGCCAUUUGCAGUCUGUGAGAAGCAUCCCUCAGGUACCGAAUAUGAUGAAGAAUAUGGACACCGCUUUGACAAAAACAGAGGUGUUCGUGAUGGAAUUGGAGGAGCUGACAGAGCAAAUACUGAAAUGGAGAGAACUGCAAAAAGAAGUGUAUUCUGACAGCAUACGCAAUCGUGCUGAAUUGGACUUUGGCUUAUAUUUAACCUAACAAGUCAUUUUCCUCAAAUAGGAUUUCUUCCUUCAAAGAACAACCUUUUUAUGGUCUUCUGUGAAAACUGCAACACAGUUAUGUUGUAAUCCAGGAGAGACUUUGCAGGUAGUUGUAUUUCUGUUAUUAAGUAACAGUUCUCCAACUAUUUACUGAAAAAAAGGAUAGUGAGCAGUAGCUCACAGGAAGACAGGCUAUUGAGAAGCCUGUUAAGGAAUUACUUUUUGGAGUAGUUGGAUAGGAUUCCCUUGGAGGCUGUAUCUUCAAUGGAAAUUUGUUUUGAUAAUUUCUUAUGCAUUUGCUCUAGUGUCUUUAUUAAUUUUUUUAAGAAUCUUGAUAAAACGUAUUUUGUAUGCCACUUUAAACUUUAAUAAAAACACUAGAUUUCAA